AGCAUCGUUCUGUACAGAUCAGAAGAAGAGUCAGGAAAAGACAUGCAUCUAGUUGAGCUACACUUGAACGGGGGCUUCACUUGGAAGUUCUUGAAGGAGAUGUUGGUUCAGAAACUGGGAAUGAAAGAGAUCCAUGGGAUAAAGUUCGAGCUCAUGGAUUCGUCGGAGCAGUAUCUGUGCCGAAAUGAGGACGAGUGGAUGACCUGUGUACAGGCGAUACUGAAGCAGCCGGAGGCGAUGGCGAAGGCCUACCUCAUGAGGGAGGCGCCCAUGAAGGCGUUCAAGGUUUCGUUGCCGGUCAGCACGAGCUCUCAGCCCGCGUUCCACAAGAAGAAGAUCUCUUACGAGAACUUCUACGACUCGCCCGUCAUGUACAUCCUGUCGAGCAACAGUCAGAACGUGCAGCCGUCGAAGGAUACGAAGAUCUUCGUGAAGAAGAGGGAGAAGACGGCGGUGAACUUCAGGAUACGAUCCUCGACCAGAGCAAAGGAGGAGACUUCUUAUCUGUACCUGACGGAGACUGAGACGAACAUCGUCCACACACUGAAGAUCUUCGUGAAGUGGAGCGAGGAAG
Guillardia theta CCMP2712 is the source of this 574-nucleotide messenger RNA. RefSeq lists its product as hypothetical. The transcript is spliced from 10 exons. The record is from RefSeq and is a predicted model, not a curated record. NCBI's taxonomy places the organism in Eukaryota, Cryptophyceae, Pyrenomonadales, Geminigeraceae. The annotation marks the transcript as partial.